AUGGAGCAUGAAGCUGAUACACCAUCUGAUGAUUUUUGUGAUGCCUGGCAGGCUGAUCAUCUUGAAAUACCCAAAACUGAUCAACCUGCACCAUCCGAUGAUGGUGAUGAUGAUACUCAACAAUUCUUCAUCAAAUUUAAGGUGGAGCUCAUCUAUCCACCAGACAUCACAUUAGAAGAUGAUGAAGAUUAUGUGCUAGUUGAAUUUGGUUUGGAAAGCAGCACCUCAAUUCACCAAUUUUGGGCUCCUUGCAAAAGAUCAGGCAGUGAAAACUUGUCAUGGGAUGAAAUCUCUACCAUGCUAACAAGAAUCAAUGUUCCAUUGCAUAAGCAGCCAUCCAUUUUACACCGAAUUUCAACCUGUGCUAAUCAUAUAGCCAAUGCAGAUCAUAACAGGUCUAAAAAAGUAUUGCCUAUGAUGGUUUCGAUAAGUAUUCUUGUCGAUUACUCCUGCUACAAGCAAGAAGAUGCUAGCACUUAUGUGCUGAGGAACAACGCAGAUGUUGCCAAAUUGAUGCCUGUUCCUGCUAGUAAUGAAUCAGUUGAAGGACUGAAGAAGGAGAUUCUUGAAGAUCAGGGCAAUGUUUCCGUUAAACAAUGCAUGAUUUGCCUGGAAAACCUUCAAGCUGGAUCCGAAAUCAUGGGCAUGCCUUGCUCUCAUCUCUAUCAUCAAAUAUGCAUUUUGCAUUGGCUUAAGAUUAGCAACUUUUGUCCCAUUUGUCGCUUCCAGUUGUCUGCUUGA
This is a messenger RNA of Coffea eugenioides, 741 nucleotides long. Its product is annotated as putative RING-H2 finger protein ATL35. Gene Ontology annotation, molecular function: zinc ion binding; ubiquitin protein ligase activity. Gene Ontology annotation, cellular component: cytoplasm. Lineage: Eukaryota; Viridiplantae; Streptophyta; Magnoliopsida; Gentianales; Rubiaceae. The transcript has a single exon. Gene Ontology annotation, biological process: protein ubiquitination. The coding region runs from base 1 to 741 and encodes 246 amino acids. The record is from RefSeq and is a predicted model, not a curated record.